AUACUUCCAUCGUUAUUGAAUAGUGAUCACGCUGUUUUGUCAUCCACGUUUAGAACUAGUGACAUGAAUAUCGUCUGCUGACGCUUUCAAAAGAAGGUUGGAUCGACUGAGCGAGCACCAUUGCUGGGAAUCAAACAAGACACCUGGCUUUCUUUCCUUUCGAAACUGAGACAAAACUGAAUAUUGGACCUCGGUUUCUUUAGCACUUUUGGUUCAGUAAGCCGCUGCGCAAAGUUUGAGUAUUCACGAAACAUUUGUCCACAUAUAAGUCAAGCAUUUGAGAUGCGUCUGUUUGCAGGAAGUUAUGGGGAAUCGUUUCCAAGGAAUGGUUAUUUCGAUGUCUGCAAAGGAUAGAGAUUUCAAUUUUGGACACGGUGAGAUAAGCAAUAGCGUUGACAUUAAAGUCUCACAGCCAAUGGACGAUAUCAGUCCUUUCCUUUCGUCCAGACCCCUAUCCAGCAAAACUAGAGUUUCUGAAACUUCUCAAAACAGUCCGCCUUUGGUUAACUGUGCGAAAUCUAAGGCGCAGCCAUAUCAAUCAGCAAAUCUCACACCAAACGUUGGAAUAAGUAUUUCUCAUCCUUCUGAUACACAAACUGUAACCACUACGAAGAUUAGUGGUAAAAGUGUUAAGCAGUUUAAACCCAAACAUUAUGUUGCAUUAUUCGAUUACAAUGCUCGAACAGAGGAGGAAACAUUUCUUUCUAGAAGAGAUGAAGUCUUGCUGUUAGCUGACAAUGAUUCAGAUUGGUGGCUUGUACAGAACUUAAGUUCCGGUAGGAAAGGAUAUGUUCCAAGCUCGUUUGUUGCGAGAAAAGGAUCAGUUGAAGCUGAAGAAUGGUUUAUGCCCAAGUUGUCACGUAAGGACUCCGAAAGACUACUACUACUGGAGGGCAAUGCGCAAGGCGUGUUUUUAGUACGUGAAAGUGAAACCAGCCAAGGUUCCCUAACAUUAUCUGUACGAGAUGAAGAACGUGGAUUAUCCGGUAUUAUGAAUACAGUGAAACAUUAUCGUAUCAAACAUCCAGAUUAUCGCUAUUAUUAUAUUACAACCAAGUGUAGUUUUUCUAGUCUUCAAGAAUUAAUACAAUUUUACUCAAUUGAUUCACAUGGUUUAUGUUGUAAACUUACAAGGGCAUGUCUAUGUCCACCACCAAUAACCUCAGAUUUAUCAGUUAAAACAAAAGAUCAUUGGGAAAUAUCUAAAUCUUCAAUUGUUUUGACUGAAAAACUUGGAGCUGGACAAUUUGGUGAAGUGUGGAAAGGUACAUGGAAUGGUACUACAGAAGUUGCUGUAAAAACUUUAAAACAAGGUACAAUGACUAGAGAGGAUUUUCUAAAAGAAGCUCGUAUUAUGCGUGCAGCUCAACACCCAAAAUUAGUUCGAUUAUAUGCUGUGUGCACAGAAGAUCCUAUUUAUAUUGUUACUGAAUUAAUGUGUAAUGGUAGUCUACUACAAUAUCUUCGUGAUGGACCUGGAAAAAAUUUACUGAUUAAUCAGUUGGUUGAUAUGAUGGCUCAGAUUGCUAAUGGAAUGGCUUAUUUGGAAAAAGAGCACUAUAUUCAUCGUGAUUUAGCCGCACGUAAUAUUUUAGUUGGAGAAAAUAAUUGUGUUAAAGUAGCUGAUUUUGGUUUAGCUCGUAUGGUGGAAGAUCACUACUCUACAUAUAUGGCUCAGAAAAGUACAAAAUUCCCAAUUAAAUGGACAGCACCAGAGGCUGCAUUAAUGGGUCGUUUUACAAUAAAAUCAGAUGUCUGGUCAUUUGGUAUUGUUAUUUAUGAAUUAAUAACACUAGGCCAAGUUCCUUAUCCAUCAAUGAAUAACACAGAGACAUUGCAUCAAGUUAGUACUGGUUAUCGUAUGCCACGUCCAGUGAAUUGUCCACAACCAAUAUAUGAUAUGUUAUUACGGAUAUGGGAUAGCUGUCCAGAAAAACGUCCUACAUUCUCAGUUCUAUUUGAAUUUUUUGAAGAUUAUUUUGUCACAUCUGAUACUAAUUAUAAACAUGCUAAUUCAGCAUUAACUGGUUGUAAUGCUUCCAUCACAACUAUUAAUAAUAAUAAUAUUAGUCCACAUCAACCAGCCAAAUCAAUACCACUUGACACAACAAGUUCAUCUAGCACAACAUCGAUCAAUAUCGACGGUACUCAUUCCGCUAUAUCGAAAUGUUGUAGUGGACGUCUAUUAUCAAGAGAUAAAUUACUGCGCCAAAGUACUCAUUAAUUGAACAAGUAUUUGAUUGAAUUCAGUUUUUAAUUCUUGUUUGGUUGUGCCGUUUAUUUCCAUGUUAUUGAUUGAAGGAUCAUUGAAACUAUCUACCUGAAUGUAAUCAGAUUAUUCUCCUUUUUUUGCUCAUCUUUACUUUAUUUUUUAAAAAACAAAAGAAAAAAUGGAAAUUUAUGUUUAAUGUUGUUCAAAUAAUUACCGGAUGAAUUAUUCCCCAUUUUAAUUUAUUUAAAUAUAGUUGUAUUAUUCAUUUAUAAUGCAUUUAAUAGAGAUGAUAAUAAGAACAAUUUCAUUUCACAUUGAUGAUGAUGAUGAUGAUGAUUAUUGUCAAAAUCAAACAUUGAGGCAUUGAAAUGUGAAAUGUCUAUUUAAUUAUUGAAAUAUCUAUUGUGAUUGUGAUUAAUUUUGCAUUUUAUUUAAUUAACUAACAUACUCGAUGUAUUGCAUUUACAAAUAAUCUGUAUUGUAAAUAUAUCAAUACAACCAACCGACAAGCAUCGCCAUAACUCAGGGUGUUUUAAACAAAGCAUUUUGUGUUUUUUUUUCUCUCUCUCUCUCCCAUUAAUGAUAAAUUAUUUUUUAUUAUCUCCACUUAUCUUUAAUGUAUUUCUCUUCUCAAUUGUAUUCCUUCAUUUACUUAAUUUCAUUCAUAUCUUCUAUUUAUGAUUUGUAAAUUUAUAUCAUAAUCUUAAUCCCUAUGGUGAUUGUGUUGUGUAUGUGGCUUUUCACCGACUUAUUAUGCAGUUCACUGAUUCAUUCCUUUUGUUUUAUUAAAAUUCUUCUCUUUUCUGAAAUGUAUUUCAAAUUAUAUAAUAAUAAUAAUAAGAAGAAGAAGAAGAAGGUGAAGAAGAACAUUAGCUCAUAAAUUUCACGUAGUUGUUUGUAUUCGUCAUGUGUUGCGGAUGACUUGUUCAAGCAUUCUUGACUCUAACUUAAUAUAUGAUGGAUUAUAUUUUUAACAUUGAGUUUAGUUUACUAAUUUACUUGAAUAAUGAAUGAUCCAAUCCAACUUAUUAAUUUACUUCUUUCCUACCCCUUCCCUCCAAAGAAUAAUUGUAUAUUUUCAAAAUCGAAAGCAUUUAUUGCUUCCUUUACACCUUUGUUAUUCUUUUAUUUUGGAUACAGGAAUAACUGCAAGUGUAUAUAUAUACGCAUGUGUGUGAAAUUUUCCUCUUUAUCCUUUCGAAUCAACUAUAUUAUUAUUAUUACUGACUUAUCUGUCCAUCCUAGGCUAAUAAUUUUGUUCGUAACGAUUCCAAAUUAUUAUAACUUGUCUAUGUUUAAUGGUUUUAUUGUGAUAAUUGUUUUUUUGCUUUGCUGUUAUAAGUAAGAUACGUGUAAUUAAUUAAUCGGUUUGUAAGAAUGAAUUUCCCGAUACGAUAUGUAUGUAUGGUUUUGAUAUCAGUUUAAUAAAUCUCUGUCUGUAUGACAUUCAUUUG
Messenger RNA from Schistosoma curassoni, 3666 nucleotides. The record is from the annotation of a GenBank genome assembly. Lineage: Eukaryota; Metazoa; Platyhelminthes; Trematoda; Strigeidida; Schistosomatidae.